AUGCAUCUUUCUUUCUUUCUUUCUUUCUUUCUUUCUUUCUUUCUUUUUUCUUUCUUUCUUUCUUUAUUCUUUUCUUUUUUCUUUCUCCAUUACUUUUUCUUUCUUUCUUUCUUUUCUUUUUUUUUUCUUUCUUUCUUUCUUUCUUUCUUUCUCCGAUUACCUAUUCCUUUCUUUAUUAGAUGCAUCUUUUCUUUCUUUCUUUCUUUCUUUCUUUCUUUCUUUCUUUCUUUCUUUCUUUCUCCGAUUACCUAUUCCUUUUCUUUAUUAGAUUUCUUUCUUUUCUUUCUUUCUUUCUUUCUUUCUUUCUUUCUUUCUUUCUUUCUCCGAUUACCUAUUCCUUUCUUUUUUAGAUGCAUCUUUUUUCUUUCUUUCUUUCUUUCUUUCUUUCUUUCUUUCUUUCUUUUCUUUCUUUCUUUCUUUCCUAUUCCUUUCUUUAUUAUUCCUUUCUUUUUUCUUUCUUUCUUUCUUUCUUUUUUUUCUUCUUUCUUUCUUUCUUUCUUUCUCCGAUUACCUAUUCCUUUCUUUAUUAGAUGCAUCUUUCUUUCUUUCUUUCUUUCUUUCUUUCUUUUCUUUCUUUCUUUCUUUCUUUCCUUUUCUUUAUUAGAUGAUUACCUUUUUUCUUUCUUUUUUCUUUCUUUCUUUCUUUCUUUCUUUCUUUCUUUCUCCGAUUACCUAUUCCUUUCUUUCUUUCUUUUCUUUUUUUUUCUUUCUUUCUUUCUUUCUUUCUUUCUUUUCUUUCUCCGAUUACCUAUUCCUUUCUUUAUUUGCAUCUUUCUUUCUUUUCUUUCUUUCUUUCUUUCUUUUCUUUCUUUCUUUUCCGUACCUAUUCCUUUCUUUAUUAGAUGCAUCUUUCUUUCUUUCUUUUCUUUCUUUCUUUCUUUCUUUCUUUCUUUCUCCGAUUACCUAUUCCUUUUCUUUAUUAGAUGCAUCUUUCUUUUCUUUCUUUCUUUCUUUCUUUCUUUCUUUCUUUCUUUCUUUCUUUCUUUCUCCGAUUACCUAUUCCUUUCUUUAUUAGAUUCUUUCUUUCUUUUCUUUCUUUCUUUUUUUUUCUUUCUUUCUUUCUUUUUCUUUCUCCUUUUUUCUAUUCCUUUCUUUAUUUCUUUUCAUCUUUCUUUUCUUUCUUUCUUUCUUUCUUUUCUUUCUAUCUUUCUUUCUUUUCUUUUCUCCGAUUACCUUUCCUUUCUUUUAUUUCUUUCUUUUCUUUCUUUCUUUCUAUUCUUUUCUUUCUUUCUUUUCUUUCUCCGAUUACCUAUUCCUUUCUUUGUCCGAUGCCUAUUUCUUUCUUUCUUUCUUUCUUUCUUUCUUUCUUUCUUUCUUUCUUUCUUUCUUUCUCCGAUUACCUAUUCCUUUCUUUAUUAG
This is a messenger RNA of Acanthosepion pharaonis, 1359 nucleotides long. The record is from the annotation of a GenBank genome assembly. NCBI's taxonomy places the organism in Eukaryota, Metazoa, Mollusca, Cephalopoda, Sepiida, Sepiidae.